AUGGCUGAAUAUGAUGAUACCAAAGUGAAGGACAACAUGGUAGUGGCGAUCUCUGGCGCAAUCAAGAGCCUGCAGCUGUAUUCCAUUUCAUCCAAAGAUCGCUCAAAAGAUACACCAAAGGUUAUUUCAAACAACAAUUUGCAACUCCAUGAUCUCUGUAUACAGUUGGAUCGAGCUUUUUGUCAUGGGAAUACGUAUCUUACAUUGUCUUGCAUUAUAAGUUUACGUGCUGGUAAAAACGGAUUUUGGAAGUAUCUUCACGGAGUUAUUCCUAAGAAAACAGUGCAAGAAAUUGAAGGAUUAGCAAAUGUUUCAAGUGACAUCGGCAAGGGUCGUGCGUGGCUCCACUUGAUACUAGCAGAAAGCAGCCUAGAAAGUUAUUUACGUUUGUUUGCCAAACAGAACGAUAUACACAAAAGAAAACAUUAUCAUAGAUAUGCACUGUUAUGUGACAUUGAGAGAAUGCAGCUACUAGAGACAGUAGCAUCUGGUUUAGAUGCUAUCCAGUUUGUUCUCGAUAUGGACGUCCCUUACAUGGAUUCUGUUGAUUAUUCUACCCCUUUUGUAUCGGGAAAUGUUAAUAACGACGAUAAGCUUUCUAAUACACCUGGUUUUGCAAAAAAGAAAGUAUUAACCAGUAUGGGCUACGUUGACUGCGUUGUCAAGUCAAGUGAAAGCAAGUCGGCUGUAAUGUCUCCAGCCAAUGAUAACAUAUCGCCUAAUGCAGAAGUUAAAAAAGAUAAAACCGCUCCAGAAAAGUUGCCCCAAAAAGAACAUCCGCGGCUAAGUUCUGCUCCUAUUCCUCCAAUGCUGCAAGCGUCUAUAACAUCUUCUGAACAUAUGGCUGACACUGUUGUUAGUCGUAAUCGAAAAAAGAAAAAAAAUAAAUCAUCUAAAGGCACUAGCCAAAGUAGUCACGACAAGUCGGCUAAAUCGCAUGGUGAUGUUAUCACAGAUGACAAAAUUCCCACUGAUGUGCUGGAUGAUAAAUAUCUUAGCACUGAAGAAAAUAAGAAUGAUUUCCACGCAAAAGAAGCACCUAUGGAUCCAGUAGAUAGUACAUCUGUGACGUCGAAAGGCGAACUAAUUACAAAGCCUUCGGAGCUACUCCAAACUGAGUAG
Messenger RNA from Trichoplax adhaerens, 1122 nucleotides. RefSeq lists its product as uncharacterized. Gene Ontology annotation, molecular function: kinesin binding. Gene Ontology annotation, biological process: regulation of protein localization; Golgi organization; lysosome localization. Gene Ontology annotation, cellular component: endosome membrane. The coding region runs from base 1 to 1122 and encodes 373 amino acids. Lineage: Eukaryota; Metazoa; Placozoa; Uniplacotomia; Trichoplacea; Trichoplacidae. The record is from RefSeq and is a predicted model, not a curated record. The transcript has 8 exons.